Messenger RNA from Nannospalax galili (Upper Galilee mountains blind mole rat), 660 nucleotides. RefSeq lists its product as uncharacterized. The annotation marks the transcript as partial. Gene Ontology annotation, cellular component: membrane. Lineage: Eukaryota; Metazoa; Chordata; Mammalia; Rodentia; Spalacidae. The record is from RefSeq and is a predicted model, not a curated record. The transcript is spliced from 3 exons.
AUGGCCGUGCUGCCGCACACUGUUGACAGAGGCAGUUCCCGCUCGGGAGUGCCAGCUGGCUGCGGGUUCCCUCCUGGCUGCUUUAAACACUGGGCGCCGCGGGGUGACCCGAGGCGGCAGUACACUUGCGGGUGCGCGUGGGCGACACUGCGGGGCAGCGCACGCCGGAGGCGGACCCCGGGGGCAGGUGGGCGCGGCCGGCGGGGCGGCUGCAGCAAGUGGUUGGGCCGUGCGCAUUUCCUCCCUGCGCCGCCCCGCCGGUGCCCAGUGCUCGGCGCCCUUGGCUCAGGCGGGCCGCAGGCCGGGGGUCCGGGCGCCGCUGCCGCCCAGGAGCCUCCGCUGCCCCCGCUGCGGCCGCGCUGGCCCCGGGGAGCGCUGCAGCCCGCGGUCAGGCCUCGCUGCGCCGCCGCCGCCUCAGCGGUGCUGGGCGCGUCGCCCGCGCUGUCCUCCCGCGGUCCCACCGUCCCCGGCUCCGCGCUGCUGUCGCUCCGGCUGCUGCAGCUGAUCCUGGGCUGCUGCAUGGUGGCGCUCAGCUUCGGGGCGCUGUCGCUGAGCAGCUCGCCGCAGGUGAAGAACUCGUGUCGGUUCUGGGCGGGCUCUUCGGUGAUACUCUCUGGAAUCAUCGGAUUGACAACUUGGAGAAGGCCUAUGAUACUCCUG